UGCAAUGAACACAUUUACUUAGAAUAUAACAAAUGAUGGUCAGACAGAUAUUAUGGAUUAAUGCUGCAGGUGUUAGUGUGUCUGGAAUAGAGCUGAUCAGUGCCAAGAAGUGUUCUUGCUUGACUGCUCUAGAAGUGUUGUGGACUUAAUUUAAGCUGACAACUGUGAUGCUAGGUGCCAACACAAUAAUCCCAGUGACAAAUCCAAAAGCUACACUUCUCACAUGUAGUUAAGGAUUCAGCGGAAGUUCUCACCCUAAAACAUGUACUUCUGCUGCACAGAUGACACUGAUUGUGGGUUAGUUACACCCAGUCUUGUGAACUGGGGAUGGAAAGUAAUGUGGCAAAAUGUGAUGUUUCCUGCUUACCCACUAAAGAACACUUCACUGAGCCAUGGAGGAGAAAAAGCAACCAACAGGAGGGCCUUACUUUGUGGGCAAGAAGGAUGAACUGAUUGAAGCAAAGCGCUCCGUCAGAACACUGGAGGAUCGGGAUGUACUGAUUAUCUACCAACAGGGAGUCUUCUAUGCUCUGGACUCUUACUGUUAUCAUGCUGGGGGAUUGCUGCAGAAUGGAGACAUUGAGGAGCUUAAUGGCAGGCUGUGCAUAAUUUGUCCGAAGCACAAGUACAAGAUCUCUUUAGCCGAAGGGGAGAGCUUGUACAAGGCCACCGACCCCCAGGAGACGCAGCCUGUUCCCAGAUGGUACUCGAAGGGCGUGAAGCAGCGGACGCACACGGUCACAGAGAUCAACGGGGAAGUCUUUGUCCAGCUCUCCAAGAGCCGUGACUGGCUCGAGUCAGACUUCUUCCAGGGAGAAAAGGGCAAGCUGGAAAGAGCUAAAGUGGAGGAAACUGAGAAAAAAGAAAAGAAAAAGCUGGAGAGUAAAAAAUAAGGACUGCAUCUCAACAGUCGUUAUUUGUCUCUUUGAUCUGCUCUAAAUGACUGUAUGGAGAGGAUGUUGGUUGUUAGAUGACAUGCACUCUGUGCUUUAUUUCAAGUAAACUUGGGCAGGAAUGGCCUUUAAAGUGAUCUUCUUUUUAAUGAGUGUGGGAGCAUUUAGAAUUUUAAAUUGCUGAGCUGACAUGAUAAUGUUUUUCUUCAAAGCGUGGUACCACUUUGGCAUUUUAAGUUUGUUUCUCAAAACCAUUAUCCUCUUCACUAAAUAAAAAUUCUAUCAAUUAAUUUAGAUUUCUGACUCUAUCUUCUUUAGUUGGACAGCGACAUGAGGUAAUUAAAUGUGUGCCCACACUGAUGCAUCCUUUACAUUUCAGUACUCUUCAUGUACUAUGCAUACAGCAAAUUAAUCGAUAAAAUUAAAGAAAAAAAAAA
Messenger RNA from Stegastes partitus (bicolor damselfish), 1330 nucleotides. RefSeq names its product Rieske domain-containing protein-like. Lineage: Eukaryota; Metazoa; Chordata; Actinopteri; Pomacentridae. The coding region runs from base 393 to 893 and encodes 166 amino acids. The transcript is spliced from 3 exons. Gene Ontology annotation, molecular function: 2 iron, 2 sulfur cluster binding. The record is from RefSeq and is a predicted model, not a curated record.